AUGGCGUGGCUUGGAGCAGCCAUGAUGCUGUCAGAGCUGGACCUGGAGGACGUGGAGGCCCUGCACUCAGGGCCCUCGUUUCUGACGGCUGACACUUUGGGGCCCCUUCUGGAACAUUGUGAUGCUCUGUUUGGCCUGUCUUCUCUGGAGGAGCCGCUCUCCCCCUCUCAUGCACCUCCUCCUGAAGCCAAAGCCUCAGACUUGAUGCUGCCAUGGCUCGGGGCCAGUGACCUGCUGGAAGUGGAGUGUCCUCAGGAGGAAGAUGACGCUCUGCUGGCCAUGGAGUGGGUGUCUGAGAAGCUGGAGUUGCCCGAACUGGACCUGGAUUCCCUGCUGGACUCGUCUGAUGAUUGCCAAGACGCUGUGUUGACCCCAGAGCCCCAUCCCGAAGCCGCUGCCGUGAAGAGCGAGCCCCUGUCCCCAAGCAGUGGCGAGAGCCCGGCGGAGAGGGGAGACAGCGACAACGACUCCGUUCUGGACUCUGGCAUCGAGUCGUCCCCUCCACACACUCCGCAGAGCUGCAGGAGCACACCCUACAGCCGGCCGCAACCUGACACAAAGCCUCCGCGGGCCCCCAGGCCCAGGAUCAAGGGUGUGAAGACUGUGGAGAAGAAACUCAAGAAGAUGGAGCAGAACAAGACGGCCGCCACACGCUACCGGCAGAAGAAGAGGGUGGAGCAGGUUGAUCUGAACACAGAGCUCCAGCAGCUGGAGAAGAGGAACCAGGAGCUGACAGAGAAGGCCCAGGCUAUCUCCCGAGAGCUUCAGUACCUCAGAGACCUGAUGGAGGAGGUGCGGCGCCACCACCAUAACAAGAGCAGAACAGCAGCCAAGUGA
Molecule: messenger RNA, 837 nt
Organism: Knipowitschia caucasica
Lineage: Eukaryota; Metazoa; Chordata; Actinopteri; Gobiiformes; Gobiidae
Source: the annotation of a GenBank genome assembly